Messenger RNA from Oncorhynchus gorbuscha (pink salmon), 3423 nucleotides. RefSeq names its product leiomodin 3 (fetal) (gene lmod3). Gene Ontology annotation, molecular function: tropomyosin binding. The transcript is spliced from 3 exons. Gene Ontology annotation, biological process: myofibril assembly; muscle contraction; pointed-end actin filament capping. The record is from RefSeq and is a predicted model, not a curated record. Gene Ontology annotation, cellular component: striated muscle thin filament; myofibril. NCBI's taxonomy places the organism in Eukaryota, Metazoa, Chordata, Actinopteri, Salmoniformes, Salmonidae. The coding region runs from base 160 to 2328 and encodes 722 amino acids.
UUAAUUUUAGACUUUGCCUGGGGUGUGAGCAGACCAUUUACCAGCUAGAGACAGAGCCAAUAGCACUGUCUACUCAGCUCUAGAACUGUGUAGUCGUCGUGGAUAUACGUUUUACCCUUUAGGUUGAAAAUAAACUCUUAAGACAAAUACUAUUCAAAUAUGUCCAGCCAAAGGGACCGGGACAUGGAGGACACCCAUGAGGAAGACAUUGAUGAAGAUGAUAUCCUAGCCAGCUUGUCUCCUGAGGAGCUUCAAGAACUCCAGAAAGAGAUGGACGUUUUAGCGCCAGACGAUAGAAUACCGCUUGGUCAGAGACAAAAGGACCAGAAAAAAGAGAAGCCAUCUACCGACUCUGAUGAGGAAGAUGACAUUGAUGAAGAUGAUAUCCUGGCAAAAUUGUCUCCUGAGGAGCUCAAAGAGCUCCAGAAAGAGAUGGACGUUAUAGCCCCGGAUGAGAGGGUACCUGUGGGUCAGAGGCAGAAGAGCCAGACAGAGAAGACACCCACAGGUUCGUUUGAUCACAGGGGCCUGGUGGAUUAUCUGUACUGGGAGAAGGAGUCCAAACGCAUGCUGGAGGAGGAGAGGAUCCCCGUCACUCUACUGCCCAGUAAGAAAACUAUGGAAGAGGAUGCUGAAAAGAAAGAAAUCGCUGAAGACUUGGAGACUGUGUAUGAGGUGGUAGAAGAAAUCAUCGAGGUGGAAGCUACAGACGGUGUUGAAGGAGAGGAAGUGAUAGAGGAGAUUAUAGAGGUAAUGCUUGUGGAGGAGGAGGAGGAGGAAGAGGAUGCGAAGAAGGAGAAAGAGGAACAGGAGAAAAAGGACAUGCCCGUAAAAGAUGAAAGGGUCAUAGAAAAACAUGAACAGUCAGUGAAUGAGCAUCUAAAAGAGUCACCGGAUGAUAACAGCACUAACACUGUGAACACGACCAGUCCUCUGCAACCCCCACCAGAGUCCGCAGACAUGAAAGAAAAUAAAGACAUUGAGAGAACAGAGCAAAAGAGCACAUCACAAAUACCUGAGAAAGUCAAAAGUAACACCACAGACGCUCCUGAAGAAAUAGAGAUGACUCCAGAGGAGAAGAGGGCCUGUUUUGUUCCAGAGAAAGAGGUGAGGGUAAUUAACAAACUAAAUAUUCCAAAGCUGGCCCUUGGUGGGGGCCUUGGUGGCCUUGGUGGGGCCAAGAAGACAUCAAGACCCUCAGGGAAUGAGACAAACCUGGACACCACUCUGGAUAAGAUCCGCAACAACAACCCCGCUAUCACAGACGUAAACCUGAAUAACAUAGAAAACAUUCCCAAAGAAAUGCUAAUAGAAUACGUCGAUGCCUUGAAGAAGAACAAGCACGUCAAGACCUUCAGCAUAGCCAACACUGGCGCAGACGAAAACAUCGCCUUCACCUUGGCCAACAUGCUGAGAGAGAACCGUAGCAUCACCACACUGAACAUAGAGUCUAACUUCAUAACAGGGAAGGGCAUCAUCGCCAUUAUCCGCUGCCUACAGUUCAACGAGACGCUCACUGAGCUCCGCUUCCACAACCAGAGACACAUGCUGGGACACCACGCGGAGAUGGAGGUGUCUCGCCUGCUCAAGGCCAACAACACCCUCCUGAAGAUGGGCUACCACUUUGAGCAGGCGGGUCCCAGAAUGGUGGUAACCAACCUGCUGACCAGGAACCUGGACCGCCAGAGACAGCAGAGGAACGAGGAGCAGAGCAAGCAGCAGCAGCAGCAGCAGAAAGAGGUGUUUGAGAUGUACGAACGGGCUCUGAACCUGCCCCCAGGGCUGCUGGCAAUGCUGGGCUAUGUCCCUCGUGAAAUCGAGGCGCUCAUGCCGCAGCUUCCCAAGGGUCCCCAGGGUCCCAUGGAACCCAAACCAGAAAAGCAGCAGAACACUUCUCCACAGUAUCAACACAAGCAGUUUAAACACAUGCAGUGCAACCCCAUUCCACAACAACCCCCCAGCACGGACUCCUCUGGUAACCUUCUGAAGGACAUCCAGCUGAAGAGGACCCCCAAAAAGCGUGACCCUUUCCUGGACAUAGACCUUAGGGAGGACAGGAGAGCAGAGAGGCCGAAUGUCCAGCUCAGGAAGACAUCAGGAAAAACGAGGGACACAGGCGUUGAUGAGAUGGUAGAACUGAAGGCCACUCUGAAAGACGUGAUGAAGACACUGAAGCCUGUCCCUCGGAGGCGGCAGCCGGCCAAGGUGGAUGUGACGCCCCGUGAUGAACUUCUUAAUGAGAUCAAAAAGAGCAACGUGGCCUAUCUCAAAGCUGUGCCACUCCCCAAAGAAUUGGAAUCAAGAGAAACCAGUCUCUUCAAUCUCUGAGGAAUCUACAAUACCUUUAUUUCUGCAUUUGUUUAACAUGUUUAUUCUCUUCAUUAACAAUAAUCUGCUUGCACUUGUAACACUAGUUUGCCUCACUACUCCUGUUCAGGUAGAGCACCUUUUGUUCCUUGAGGUUUGGAAGAACUUGUAUGGUAUUUGGAUAUGAGUCUACAGCUGGAAAAUGCACCAUACAAUGUCCAUAGUAUAAGUAGACUCAAUUAAUAAUUAUGUUUGGGUAAAAUUAAUUUACUUUGAACACUCCCAAAUGAGUGUGGGCAAAUCCAUCAUCUAUUGAUGACAGGUCUUUCAUCUACAGAUUUUCAUAACCACUGGUGUCUGCUGUCCGCUUUGCAAUUGCAAACAGCUGAUCCCCAGAAUAAAAAGUAUAGGGUUUGUCUUUUACUGUGUAAAACACUGUGGGCCAGUGGUCCAGAAGCUAGAUUUCAAAUCAGACUUCUGUUUCACGGAACAGUCCAUCUUAACUUAUUAUUCUAACGAGUGUUGACAUUAAAAAUCAGUGUACAAUCAAAAUGUCUAAUAUUUCAAUGUUUUUUUCAUUAAUUAACAUAGUUAAAAGACCAUAUGGAUUCCUUAAAUUAAGUUUCAUUAUGGUAGAACACAGUGCUCUGCUUCCAAUUCUGUAGUUAUGUUAUCGCAACUCAUCAAUGGAAAUACUUACACACAAAGAAAAAGCAGUUAUAACAUCCUUAUAAUAGAACCUUCUCUGAACUCGUCUGUGAAACUGUAACCAUAGUAUGUGUGCAUACCUUUUUCCUAAAAGAAAUUUGGCUAUGUCCGAUACAAACUGUGAUUCUCCUUAGUUCUUUGGAAGACUGCACCUGUGUCAGUCCUAAACACAAAUAGCUCAUAAAAUCUUCAUAAAAUAAACAUCAUUUUAAUCUAUUACUGAUGGUGAUCCCUGGAAUUGGAUAGGCUAUUAUGGUGGAUUUAGAAUAAAAUCUCAGAUCAUCUGCUACUGAGGGGAAAUAAUCAGAACCCCAAUGCACAAUCAGGCAUUCAUAAUGGGUGUGAUAUUUAAUAGUAGAGGUAACAUGCAUUGAUUCCUUUUUCAGCAAUACUUUGGUGCUUGACACC